Molecule: messenger RNA, 495 nt
Organism: Paramecium octaurelia
Lineage: Eukaryota; Ciliophora; Oligohymenophorea; Peniculida; Parameciidae
Source: the annotation of a GenBank genome assembly
AUGGUUCCAAAUAAAACUGUUUGUCAUGCUUAUUAACGUUCCCCUUAAUAAGCACCAUUGAGAAGGAAUUCUACAUAGAUAUCAUAACAACUAAAAAAAACUUGUAAAGAAAUUACAAAGGACCUUUUGGAGAGAUAAAGUGAGUAUGAGAGACUGAAUAAGACUUACAUACCAAAAAAAUUCUCUCCCCAAGAUCAUUUUUUGGAAAAAAAAAAAAAAUAUAAUGUUUUAAACUUAGCUGUGAGACAAGCUAGAUAAAAAUUCUUAGAGAAAUAAAGUUCCUCAUGCUCAAAUCACAACUAAUAAUUUUUCUAAUAACAAUAAUGUAUAACAAUUAUUGCAUAAAAUUUUCGAAAUUAAAAAUCAACUCUCUCCUUAAGAUCAAAGAAUCAAAAAUAAGAAAGAAAUAAAUUGAGCUUGUAUUUACUAUUGAUGAUUGCACUUCCUGCGAUUUGCCUACUUGUCCUAAUAUCUGAAUAUAUUAAUUUAAAUUGA